AUGGACACGGCAGUGGUAACGGCGUCGGCGGCGGCAAAAACGGCAACCAGAAUGGCGGCGAAAAUAGAGUGGAAUUUCCUAUACGGAGCGGCUACUGUGCAUGGUUUGACAUUGGUUUCAUCAGCGGCGCCAACCUCAUCUAGUCAAACAAUCAUUGUCAAGGCUUCGUUGGAUCACUUCCGGAAGAAAGCAGCUUCCAUGGCGUUUUCACCCACUGAAGGAGGAUCGAUUAGUACAUUGACCAAUCCAACCAAAGGCGAUAAACAAUUCAGUGCGGGUGAAUUAGACAUGCAAGAGCAAGUAGGACGGAAGUUCGACGAAAUUACCGAUGUCGUUGUGACUAGAAAGAAUGAGCUGGACGACGGACACCAGUUGCCGGAUCAUAGUGGCGUAGGCGAAGAGGAAAUUCCAGUCGUAGGAAUGAGUUUUGGUUCGUUGCCUCUCGCACAGAAAUUUUAUGCAAACUACGCAAAGAAAGUUGGGUUCGUUACUAAAAUCAGGAACACGAAUUUCGACAAGACGCGGAAGGAAUCAAAGAUACCGGUUAAUCAAUCUAUUUAUUGCACGCGAGAAGGUUAUCGAGAGUCUAGGGUGAACGCAGCAACUCGAGCAAACAGAAUUAUAGCCAUGAGAUGCAGAGCAAGGAUGUAUGUCGUGUUGGACAAUGAGAAUAAAUGUUGGGUUGUGUCUAGAUUAGAACUGAGGUAUUCUCACCCCUGUUCAGCUGAGAAAGUUGUCCACUAUCAUGAGUACCGGGAGCUGACCAUGCAUGCUAAGUGUGUCAUUACGUAUAACGAUGAGGCUGGAAUAAGACCCAACAAGACGUAUCUAGCACUGGCAAACGAGGUUGGUGGGUCCACAAACCUGGGUUUUUCAGAAAAGGAUGUCAGAAAUUACAUCACACGCAAUCUCCGAUGCUCCGAUGACAAUGAGGACUUCCAGGGGAUGAUGAAUUAUUUUGUUCGAAUGAAGGAGAUCAAUCCCAACUUCUUUUAUGCAAUAGAUGUUGACGAUGCCAAUAAAUUUAGGAGCGCACUUUGGGUAGAUGCAAGGUGCAGGGCUUCGUAUGAAUAUUACGGAGAUGUGGUUACAGAAGAAAUAGGUGUAAACCACCAUGGGAAGUCUACUCUUCUUGGCUGUGCUUUACUUGGGAGCGAGGAGAUCUCUAGUUUUGAGUGGGUGUUCACGCAGUGGGUGAGAUACGUUGGGACUGCACCAAGGGGGAUUAUCACUGACCAGUGCAAGGCGAUGACUGGUGCUAUUAGGAAUGUCCUACCUGACACUGUCCAUCGAUGGUGCAUCUGGCACAUAAUGAAGAAAUCACAAUUCAAGCUUGGUGGAUACUCUAGGUACAGAGAACUGAAUGCAAUGAUGAAUCACAUUGUGUGGAAUUCUCCUACGACUGAAUCAUUCGAGUCUGAUUGGGCUGGUUUCAUCAAACAGUUUAAGUUAGGCCAAAACAGAUGGUUAGCAGAACUUUACUCGAAUCGACGGAAAUGGGUUCCAAUAUUUUUCAAGAGUGAAUUUUGGGCAGGCAUGAGGAGUACACAGCGUAGUGAAAGUAUGCACGCAUUUUUUGGUGGAUACCUGCAUUGCAAGAGUGGGUUGGUUCAGUUCGUCUAUGAAUACGACAAUGUCCUUGGAACCAAGGAGCAAAAGGAGCUGGAAGAUGAUGCUGCAGACUCGAAAGGGGUCAUCCCAUGUAUAGGGAGCACCGGCAUUGAGAGACAGUUUCAGCUGGAAUACACCAGUAGUAUGUUCAGGAUUCUUCAACUGGAGGUAAGAAAAAAAACCGAUUGCGUGGUUCGAUUAAUUGAACAAAAGGGAGAUACAAUUUCUAUUACAGUGGACGAGCAGAAGGAGUUUGUUGCUUUUGAUGAGGAAGCAGCCAUCUUGCGAGCUGCCCUUUGGGAUGCAAAGUCCAAGCUGAUUGAUUACCGUGCCCACACAGAGCACAGGCGACGGCCUAAGGGUAAGAGACUUAGAGCAGAGUUGGACAAGUCAAUUAAGAAAACUAUGCAAAAAAGGAAUAGGAAAUCACACCCGGAUGAGGUUGACCUUCCGUCAGAUAAUGAUCAUCAUCGGUCCCUUAAUAAAAGAGUUGAGGAUUCUACUAUGUAG
Arachis ipaensis is the source of this 2121-nucleotide messenger RNA. The record is from RefSeq and is a predicted model, not a curated record. NCBI's taxonomy places the organism in Eukaryota, Viridiplantae, Streptophyta, Magnoliopsida, Fabales, Fabaceae.